Molecule: messenger RNA, 2736 nt
Organism: Acanthosepion pharaonis
Lineage: Eukaryota; Metazoa; Mollusca; Cephalopoda; Sepiida; Sepiidae
Source: the annotation of a GenBank genome assembly
AUGUUAAAACUCUCCUUCUUUCUUUCUUUCUUUCUUUCUUUCUUUCUUUCUUUCUUUCUUUUUUUGUCGUCUUUUUAUUUGCUUCUUUCUUUCUUUUUUAUUAGCUUCUUUUUUUCUUUCUUUCUUUCUUUCUUUCUUUCUUUCUUUCUUUGUCGUCUUUUUAUUUGCUUCUUUCUUUCUUUUUUAUUAGCUUCUUUCUUUCUUUCUUUCUUUUUCUUUGUCCUUCUUUUUUUCUUUCUUUCUUUGUCGUCUUUUUAUUUGCUUCUUUCUUUCUUUUUUAUUAGCUUCUUUCUUUCUUUCUUUCUUUCUUUGUCGUCUUUUUAUUUGCUUCUUUCUUUCUUUUUUAUUAGCUUCUUUUUUUCUUUCUUUCUUUGUCGUCUUUUUAUUUGCUUCUUUCUUUCUUUUUUAUUAGCUUCUUUUUUUCUUUCUUUCUUUCUUCUUUUUUUUUUCUUUCUUUGUCGUCUUUUUAUUUGCUUCUUUCUUUCUUUUUUAUUAGCUUCUUUCUUUCUUUCUUUCUUUCUUUGUCGUCUUUUUAUUUGCUUCUUUCUUUCUUUGUCGUCUUUUUAUUUGCUUCUUUCUUUCUUUUUUAUUAGCUUCUUUUUUUCUUUCUUUCUUUGUCGUCUUUUUAUUUGCUUCUUUCUUUCUUUUUUAUUAGCUUCUUUCUUUCUUUCUUUCUUUCUUUCUUUGUCGUCUUUUUAUUUGCUUCUUUCUUUCUUUUUUAUUAGCUUCUUUUUUUCUUUCUUUCUUUGUCGUCUUUUUAUUUGCUUCUUUCUUUCUUUUUUAUUAGCUUUUUUUUUCUUUCUUUCUUUGUCGGCUUUUUUAUUUGCUUCUUUCUUUCUUUUUAUUAGCUUCUUUCUUUCUUUCUUUCUUUCUUUCUUUGUCCUUUUUUUUUUCUUUCUUUCUUUGUCGUCUUUUUAUUUGCUUCUUUCUUUUUUUUUUUGCUUCUUUCUUUUCUUUCUUUCUUUCUUUCUUUUUUCUUUCUUUCUUUCUUUCUUUUUAUUAGCUUCUUUCUUUCUUUGUCGUCUUUUUUUUUUUCUUUCUUCUUUUUUAUUAGCUUUUUUUUUUCUUUCUUUCUUUGUCGUCUUUUUAUUUGCUUCUUUCUUUCUUUUUUUUAGCUUUCUUUCUUUCUUUCUUUCUUUGUCCUUCUUUUUUUCUUUCUUUCUUUGUCGUCUUUUUAUUUCUUUCUUUCUUUGUCGUCUUUUUAUUUGCUUCUUUCUUUCUUUCUUUCUUUUUUCUUUUUUCGUCUUUUUAUUUGCUUCUUUCUUUCUUUUUUUUUUUUGCUUCUUUCUUUCUUUUUAUUUGCUUCUUUUUUUAUUUCUUUUUUCUUUUUUCUUUGUCCUUCUUUCUUUCUUUUAUUUUCUUUCUUUUUUCUUUGUCGUCUUUUUAUUUGCUUCUUUCUUUUUUAUUCUUCUUUUUUCUUUUUUCUUUGUCGUUUUUAUUGCUUUUUCUUUUUUUUUUUUGUCUUCUUUCUUUUUUUCUUUCUUUCUUUCUUUCUUUUCGUCUUUUUAUUUGCUUCUUUCUUUCUUUGUCGUCUUUUUAUUUGCUUCUUUCUUUCUUUUUAUUAGCUUCUUUUUUUUCUUUCUUUCUUUGUCGUCUUUUUUAUUUGCUUCUUUCUUUCUUUUUAUUAGCUUCUUUCUUUUUUCUUUCUUUCUUUUUGUCCUUCUUUUUUCUUUCUUUCUUUGUCGUCUUUUUAUUUGCUUCUUUCUUUCUUUUUUUAAGCUUCUUUCUUUCUUUCUUUCUUUCUUUCUUUGUCGUCUUUUUAUUUGCUUCUUUCUUUCUUUUUUUAUUAGCUUCUUUUUUUCUUUUCUUUCUUUGUCUUUUUUUUUUAUUUGCUUCUUUCUUUCUUUUUUAUUAGCUUCUUUUUUUCUUUCUUUCUUUCUUUGUCGUCUUUUUAUUUGCUUCUUUCUUUCUUUUUUAUUAGCUUCUUUUUUUCUUUCUUUCUUUGUCGGCUUUUUAUUUGCUUCUUUCUUUUUCUUUUUAUUAAGCUUCUUUUCUUUUUUUUUCUUUGUCCUUCUUUCUUUCUUUCUUUCUUUGUCGUCUUUUUAUUUGCUUCUUUCUUUCUUUUUUAUUAGCUUCUUUUUUUCUUUCUUUCUUUGUCGUCUUUUUAUUUGCUUCUUUCUUUCUUUUUUAUUAGCUUCUUUCUUUCUUUCUUUCUUUCUUUGUCGUCUUUUUAUUUGCUUCUUUCUUUCUUUUUUAUUAGCUUCUUUCUUUCUUUCUUUCUUUGUCCUUCUUUCUUUCUUUUUUUUCUUUGUCGUCUUUUUAUUUGCUUCUUUCUUUUCUUUUUUAUUAGCUUCUUUUUUCUUUCUUUCUUUGUCGUCUUUUUAUUUGCUUCUUUUCUUUUUUUUUAUUAGCUUCUUUCUUUCUUUUCUUUCUUUCUUUUGUCGUCUUUUUAUUUGCUUCUUUCUUUCUUUUUUAUUAGCUUCUUUCUUUCUUUCUUUCUUUCCCCAUCUGUCUUGUAAUUCUUUUGAGCCCUUCUAUUUCAUUUCUCAUUCACUCUCAAACUACGCACAGAUAUUUUCUCUCUUUAUCUUUCUUGCUUGCUCUGGAGCUUCUCUUGUCUUUCGUCCACUCCCAUCCCCUCUCUCUACGGAAUCCCACCUGUGGUGGCGUUGCACGUGCGCAGGAGUUGAUAGCAAAACCCGGCCUCAUCAAGACAUCACGAGUGUGUUUUCCGCCACCACCCAUACCCCAUCUCUCUCUCUCUCUCUCUCUUUCUCUCUCUCCCUUAAUAGUUAA